Messenger RNA from Raphanus sativus (radish), 1412 nucleotides. RefSeq names its product putative F-box protein At3g52320. Gene Ontology annotation, molecular function: protein binding. NCBI's taxonomy places the organism in Eukaryota, Viridiplantae, Streptophyta, Magnoliopsida, Brassicales, Brassicaceae. The transcript is spliced from 2 exons. The record is from RefSeq and is a predicted model, not a curated record. Bases 90 to 1265 code for a protein of 391 amino acids.
AGCUAUCUACUUUCCGUAGGGUUGACUCACAAGUAAAAAAGAAAACAGAGCCGACAGAGUAGUUGGGAAACAGAUCUAUCUACAAAGCUAUGGUGAGAUUGUCUUUCCGAAUAGCUGCGGAGAAAGGUUUGGGGAAGAAGAAGAUGAAAAGAUCAAAGGCCAAACGGAAUAUAAGAGCCCUUUCCAAGCCUGAUUCGAAACCCGUUGCCGUUGUCAUCCCGGAGCUUCCUCGGGAUGUGCUGAUGCAGAUCUUGGCGAGAUUGCCGGCAAAUUUAUUGAUGAGGCUCAAGUGCAUGUCAAGGCUUUGGUAUUCCAUGAUCUCAUCUCCUUAUUUUGCUAAUCUUUUCCUUAAAACUCCAUCGCACCUACGUGAACGUCGUUUGUAUUUAGUGGAACAAGAUGCUCAAGGCAACUACGAAUUGUACUCAAUAUUGUCUGAGAAAGAUCCUAUAAAAGUCUACCGAUUCGACCACGUGACCAUACCAGGAAUGGGAGGACACGUGACAAUACAUGGAAUGGGGGGAGGGUGCUUGGUGAACGCUCUUGGGGGAUUGAUGUGUUCCAGAAUCGGGACAAGAGUACGGAUCUGUAACCUCACAACCAAGCAGCAAGUGGAGUUGCCAUUAGUUCUAUCGGGAGAUGAUUCCAAUAUGUGGAACCACUUUGGAUAUGAUCCUAUUCAGGAGGAAUACAAAGUGAUUAGCCUAACUUGGGAGAUGGCACAAGAGCGAGUUGUGAGAUCCGACCAUCACGUUUUGGUGCUUGGCCCUGGAGCUUCUUGGAGGAGAAUCACCCAAAGCUUCCCACCUCAUCGUCCUUACUCUCAAGGUAUCUCUAUCGACCGCCAUUUGUAUUAUGGGGCCUGGGCGGCUGAUAAAACAUGUGUUGUAGUGAGUUUUGACAUGACUUCCGAGACGUUCAUUUUGAUUAAAUUACCUGUUGAAGCUGGCAUCGUCUGGGACACGCGUGCCACUAAUCUAAUGAACUAUAGAGGAAAACUUGCUGUCUUUGACUACUCAUGUCUCGAGAGGCAAGAUAGGAUGGAUCUGUGGGUUUUUGAAGACGAUCAUCAAUUGUGGACUAAGAAGAUUUUUUCUCUACCUAUCUCAGACCUCUAUUUUACUAACUUCAUGGGUGACUUGUUCGUUCAAGGUACCAGUCAUGAAGGGGAAGAUGCUAGGAAGGAGAAGGGAUCAGGGGACAUGAUCGGAGAAGAUAGACGGAGAAGGAGAGAGGAAGAGAGAAAUGGAAGAAGCAUUGCGUAAAGAAAUAACAAGAAGGACAGAGAGGAUUGAGAAGAAUGGCGUUGUAUAAAAAGAGAGUUUUUAUUUUCUUUUUAUUUUGGUCAACAAACAAACAACCCAUUGUUAAAAAAUCCAAUUAAUAAUAAUAAAAUUGUGUUGCUAUAUUUA